Messenger RNA from Microdochium trichocladiopsis, 2109 nucleotides. Its product is annotated as heterokaryon incompatibility protein-domain-containing protein. The transcript has a single exon. The record is from RefSeq and is a predicted model, not a curated record. Lineage: Eukaryota; Fungi; Ascomycota; Sordariomycetes; Xylariales; Microdochiaceae. The coding region runs from base 75 to 2003 and encodes 642 amino acids.
ACCAGACAGGCAAUUGUCCCGCUGGUUUAUUUCACCAGAUCUACUUUCUCGCGACUGGAUUAGGUGCCUCCGCUAUGCCUCGCUGCUCAGCUUGCUCUUCAGGUGUGCGGAUGCCGGGCGAGGGGCCUGUUCGCAGGUGGCCGUCAUUCAACGACCUCGAAAGCUCCGCGGCUUCGGGCUGCGACGUCUGCACGCUGUGUAGGCAAUAUCUCUCAAACUGGAUCCAACGGAAAGCGCUGUGCGACACGCUGGGAGAUGUGCGGCUCUAUGCCUACGACGACCACUUUAGUCUGGAGUGUCCUUCGCUGCAAGGGGCCCUCAACCUGCCCGUCGAGGAUAUAGACAAGUCUCGCCAAAACAAGCCCGUAUCUCCUAGUGGCCAUGGAGUUCUGGAAACACCCAGUGCCUGGCUUCAGAGGUGUCUGACCAGCCACGACGUUUGUGAUGACACCAUCUCCUGGAUGCAGCGCGUUGAGGGUGAAGCCGCCUCCAACCUGCCGAGGCGGCUCAUCGACUUGAUGAACAUUGAUAGCGUCGUAAUUAUAGACUGUGCAGAUUGGCUCGCCAACGAUCUCGCCUCGCCUGCCGACCUCCGGGACUACUGCACUCUAAGCUACCGUUGGGGCCAGACGACCCACGACUACGUUCUAAAGACACCGUUCGAUGUACUCCUGGAAAUGCCGCUCGCGUCGAUGCCGCAGACGUUCAAAGACGCAUUUGCGGUCGUUCGCGCCUUGGGCAUUCGCUUCCUCUGGAUAGAUGCCCUUUGCAUCGUGCAACCUACGGCAGGCGACGACGGCGACUGGCUUGCCGAAGGGCCACGAAUGGGAGCCGUCUACCAGAACUCUGUCCUCACCAUCGCAGCCACUUGCGCGCUCCAUGCCCAUGAGGGUUUUCUCGCCCAGACUGGCGCCAGCGUCUUCGCGGCAGAGCCCUGCACCACCACUAGGGUAGUUAAGGAAGAAGACGGUACGCAGAAGACGAAAGACGUUUUGAUGAAGACCAGCACUCCCGACUUCUUUCAGUGCGUCUCCAACUCGGCUCUAAACGAGCGCGGCUGGGUCAUGCAGGAGCGCGCCCUCUCGAAGAGAGUAGUGCACUUCACCGAACACGGCAUCUUCUGGGAGUGCGGCGGGCUUAAGGCUCAUAACAUCUAUGGCGGCCUUGGUCAGCAAGUCGACCAAGGUCGCUGCCGGCACAAAGAGUCGAUGAUAAGCGUAGCGAGAUCGAAGCGUACCCGCCACCUAUGCCCUGUGGAGUGGUUCCAUUUCGUAAAGCAAUACUCGUAUGCCAAGUUCACCAACCCACAAGACCGUCUUAUGGCCCUGUCAUCCGUCGCGCGAGCCGUACAGCCCGUCAUCGGGGCUGAGUACCUGGCUGGACUGUGGGCGAACGACCUAAUUCGAGGUCUGGAAUGGCACUGCUUCAAACCAGAACCGAAGCCAAGAACUUACGCGGCGCCGACUUGGAGCUGGGCGUCCGUGGGCUCAGGUAUUGAGUUUACUGCUCUCUGUUGGCACACUUUCUAUGAUAAAGUUGUCGAGGUGGUUGGCACCGAUGUUCGUCCGUCUCCCGGAACCGAUCGCUACGGGGAGAUAUCGACAGGGAAGCUAAAGCUCAGAGGCACGCUGGACCAUCGAAAGUUCCCCGAGACGGCGCCAGAGGAGUAUGACAGGCACUUGAAGAUAUACUGGGAUGAGAUGCAAUGCGAGUCACCGGCGCAUUCUGGCUGGAGGGACUACACCGUGCUUCCAAUCUGUGGCCAUAGUGCUACUGGGAUGACUCUCGGCUACGACACUAUGUUUGGAGCAAUCAUUCUCGAACCUAUCGGCGACACAAAGACAAAUGCAAGAGGAGUUUUGGAAAGCAUUACGCGAGAGUACCGACGUAUUGGAUGGGUAGAAUACGAUUGCCCGGAUGCCAGGAUGCACUCUCACCUACAGAGGACGGAGUACUUCAGCUUGUGGAAGGAGAAGGAUCCUACGGAGGUUAUUAUCAUAUAAUGUAACAUGCUAUAAAUAGGGCAGAUCGCACUAGCGAGAUAAAAAUCCUAGAAAUGUAGUAUUGGUUAAGUUAUGCAGUCAAAAUUCAGAUGGGAAAGACAGCGAG